Messenger RNA from Salvia hispanica, 1276 nucleotides. Its product is annotated as GDSL esterase/lipase At4g10955-like. The record is from RefSeq and is a predicted model, not a curated record. Lineage: Eukaryota; Viridiplantae; Streptophyta; Magnoliopsida; Lamiales; Lamiaceae.
AAGAUUAUGAAAAAACACAGUACACAGUACACACAAUCUGCAAAUACACCCCACUUUUCCUUCAACGACUGCUCAACCAAUAUCACCACUUUUCCUUGUACUAGACACUAAUGGGCCGUAAGAGUCAAAAUUUCAGCACCAGUGGACCUACAUUUCUCACCGCUGUUGAUUGGAGCAACUCCCACCACAGAAGAUCCGUGGCGGCGUGCUUGGUCCAGGGAGUGUACACCCUGGAGGAGGACCGACGUCGGGGCCGUGCCGGCCCCGACGCCCUAGCUCCUCCAUGGUGGCACUCCUUCAACUUCCUUCCCAUCCAAAUCCUCGUCGACAAUCACGACCUCUCGAUCUACGGCGCGGUCUUCGAGUUCACCAACUACCCUUACCACAACCACGAAGCCGCCCCCACGGCGCAACGGCCGCCGCGGUACAUGAUCGCGUUCCGCGGCACGAUCCUGAAGCCCGGGAACCGAAAGCAAGACUUGAAGCUGGACUUCCACCUGUGGCUCAACGACCACAAGAACAGCACCCGUUUCCACACCGGGCUGGAAACUGUCAGCCAGGUGAUCCAGUACGGACACACCUGGCUGGCGGGGCACUCGCUCGGGUCGUCCCUGGCACUGGCCAUCGGACGAGAAAUGGCCAAGUGCCACGGAAUACAUAUCGAGACCUACUUGUUUAAUCCGCCCUUCAUAACUUUGCCAAUCGAGUGGAUCAAGAGCAAAACAGUGAAGUUCGGGCUGAGGAUCAUCAGUAGUGCGAUUACUGCUGGCGUUGCUGCUAUUGCUGGUGCUGGUGCUGGUUCUAGGGAAAUGGACUCUUUUACCGCGCUGCCGGCGUGGGUCCCAUACCUGUUUGUUAGCCGGUCGGACCCGAUAAGCUCGGAAUACGCGGGCUAUUUCAAGCAUAGGGGGGAUAUGGAGGCGAUCGGGGCGGGGGGGAUUGAGAGGGUUGCAACCGAGAAUGCGCUCGGGAGCAUUUUUUCGUCGUGUGAAGCGUUGCACCUUCUUCCCUCCGCCUAUCUGAGUAUCAACGGCUCGGCGGCAGGGUUUAGAGAGGCUCAUGGGAUCAGCCAAUGGUGGAGACAUGAGUUGGAGUUGGAAUACAAGUAUUACCUUCACAACUAGGAGAAGAUUUUCCUUAUCCUUUUUCUUUCUUUUUUCUCCAGUCAACGCUGCCACAUUGCCCAACCACCCAAUUUUUUGUUGUUUUUUGUGUGUAGCAUAUAAGUUGUUGUAGUAAAUUUUAUUCAUUUUAUGAUUUAUAUUAUUUUUUCGCA